GACGGCCUACUUGAUCAAAUCUGAUCCAAUGGCUCCACACAUUUCUUGGGUCUCAUGCUGACCAGUGUUCUGUACAUGAGCAGGCCAAAUGGGCGUGACUACUCUGGCAAGCGGUCUACGGAUCGCCAACUUCGGCGGGAUCUUCGAUGUCGCUACCUUUGCUGAGCGACCAGAGGGUAGCGAUGGGCACGAAAGCGCAAGCUUCACUCUCGCUGAACUGAAUGACUUCAUCAAGAAGCUUUCGACGGCUAAGCCUGCCAGCACGCUCGAUCAGGCACCUGCACCACUACCAAUAGACAUCCUACUGACCCAUUCCGCGCCUCAUCCGAUAUGCUGCGGUAGCAAGACUUUGCCCAAGAUAGAACAACCCCUCAAUUGGGGCGUGCCAGCCAUUGCCGAACUCACUGCAGUCGCAAAGCCUCGGUAUCACCUUGCCAGCGAUCAGCCUGUCUUCUGGGAGAGAGAGCCUUACACAUGGCCGGACAGCCCGAACAGAACGACCCGUUUCCUCAGUCUGGGCGCGUUUGCUGGCAUGACGAAGGAGAGAUCAUUCUAUGCCUUCAACAUUGCACUGCCAGAAGAUCACCUUGCUUCUUCAAAAGUGAAUGCAACAGCAUGUCCUUUCAAAUCCGCAGGAAUACGGUCUGCCAAAAGAACGGCAGAAUCGAUCGAGAAUUUCAUCUUUGCGGACCCUGGCAAGCGUCAGAAGCGUCAAGAUGACAGACCGAUUCCGUCCGAUUAUAUUUGCAAAAUUUGUGAAAGAUCAGGUCAUCGAAUUCAGGAUUGCCCAGAGAAACCAGAGCGCAAACCACGGCAAGACGGCCAGUUGAGGAUAGGGCCCGAUUCGUGCUGGUUUUGUCUGAGCAAUCCUGCGCUGUCGAAGCAUUUAUUAGUGUCCAUCGGCGACGAGACAUACAUCGCCCUUCCCAAAGGUCAGCUGUUGCCAACAAGUGGCGAGAGCCCGUCCGCUAUACCAGGAGGUGGUCAUGUCCUGAUAAUACCCAUAGCACAUUAUCCCUCGCUGAGUUCUAUACCCGAGACGCUGUCCGCUGCAGUCGUGCAAGAGAUCAGAAAAGCGAAAGUCGCAUUGAAAGAGCUCUAUCUACAGUACAGCUGUCAACCAGUCACUUUCGAGAUCGUUCGCUCUGGCGGGCGCGGUGUACAUGCGCACAUUCAGGUUAUCCCCGUUCCCGCCGCACUCGCGGCUAGAAUUGAAGGCGCAUUCAUGGCAGAGGCCGGAACAGACGGCGUCACCAUCGAAAUAGCGACUCCCGAAAUUCUCGCCACACUGUCAAAUGACUACUUCAAAGUUGAGCUGCCCGACGGGCGCUCCUUGGUGGUCAUAUUGAGCAAAGGCAAGCCUUUCAAUCUGCAAUUCGGUCGUGCAGCUUUGUCCAAGCUGCUCGGCAUGCCUGACCGCAUCGACUGGAAAGUGUGUUCCCAGACCGAUCAGAAGGAUGAAGAAGACACCCUGGCUUUCAAGGCAGUGUUUUCAGCAUUUGACCCUUAUUGAAGCUCCUCAUCUAUGCAUGCGCGCCAAGAGACGAAAAUUAUCAUUCAGUCGUGCCCUUAGCGCGCAGCAGUUUCUGGUAAGUGUAAAACUCGUCUUCGCCCCACCAUUCUUGGGGCUCCAGACGAGGAUCCAGCGGCUCAUCGUCCGAGAAAACCUCGGUAGGUUUGUGCUUUGGCUGUGCUGUCGGCAACGCUUUUCGAUUGACGACCGGUUUAAGGUUGCGAUGAAGUGCUGGCAGACGCGUGUUACGAGAGAGCCCUGGAUUUUUGACGCCCGUCGAUUUGGUUGAGAGGAUUGCAGCAAGACCUGCUCGUCUGUCAACCUGGCGGGGCGAAGACAGGAUGUAGAGUGCAGACCUUUCUGCUUAGAUGUAGGCAAA
Mixia osmundae IAM 14324 is the source of this 1892-nucleotide messenger RNA. RefSeq lists its product as uncharacterized. The record is from RefSeq and is a predicted model, not a curated record. The transcript has 3 exons. Lineage: Eukaryota; Fungi; Basidiomycota; Mixiomycetes; Mixiales; Mixiaceae. Gene Ontology annotation, molecular function: nucleic acid binding; zinc ion binding; RNA lariat debranching enzyme activator activity. The coding region runs from base 89 to 1513 and encodes 474 amino acids. Gene Ontology annotation, cellular component: post-mRNA release spliceosomal complex. Gene Ontology annotation, biological process: mRNA splicing, via spliceosome.